Molecule: messenger RNA, 756 nt
Organism: Alternaria arborescens
Lineage: Eukaryota; Fungi; Ascomycota; Dothideomycetes; Pleosporales; Pleosporaceae
Exons: 1
Coding region: 1-756 (251 amino acids)
Biological process (GO): tRNA splicing, via endonucleolytic cleavage and ligation
Molecular function (GO): tRNA 2'-phosphotransferase activity
Source: RefSeq, a predicted model, not a curated record
AUGAUUCCAGCAUCCUCACUCGACCAGGAGACACCUGGAACCACAGAGCUAUCUCAAGAGCAACCAAACUCAGAAUCGUUGGAAACUGUACCAGAAUCAGACGACCCAGCCGACUACCUGAUACGCGCGAACCAAGGCCACUCCAUCAAAGUCGAUUCAGAAGGCCUCCUCGUCCCCAUUACCCAAGAAACAGGCAAUGUUCCCGAAACCGUUGUUCACGGCACCGACGAGCGCGCCUGGAAUCUCAUCCUAAAGAGCGGCGGUCUGCGGCGCAUGGGACGGAACCAUAUUCACUUCGCAUCUGGUCUCCCGGCAGGUUUCAAAGCACUUGAAUCUUCCACUGAUCCUACUGCCGAAGAAAAGGAGUCUGCGCCAGUCAUCUCAGGCAUGCGCAAGAACUCGUCGAUUCUGAUUUAUAUCGAUAUCAACGCUGCUCUUACUGCCGGCAUCAAGUUUUUCGUCUCGGACAACGGUGUCAUACUCACCGAGGGUAAUGAGCAAGGCUUCCUUUCGUAUGAAUUCUUCAAGCGCGUCGAAAGUAGGAAGAAGGAUGGUGGUGUACUGAUGAGUGAUGGGAAGUUACCCGAAGGCGUGACUGUGAAUAUUGAAGAGUGGGAGAAAGAGGUUGGUGAUGUGCAGAAGGGGAAGCGGGGUGGCAGGGGUGGUAGAGGUGGUAGAGGUGGAGGACGGGGCGGAGGCGCAAGUGGCCAAAAGAGUGGGAUAAAUGAAGCAGGAGUUGCGGCGGCUGAUGCUUAA